Messenger RNA from Ornithodoros turicata, 4678 nucleotides. RefSeq names its product ATP-binding cassette sub-family A member 17-like. The record is from RefSeq and is a predicted model, not a curated record. NCBI's taxonomy places the organism in Eukaryota, Metazoa, Arthropoda, Arachnida, Ixodida, Argasidae. The transcript is spliced from 21 exons. Gene Ontology annotation, cellular component: membrane; intracellular membrane-bounded organelle. Gene Ontology annotation, biological process: lipid transport; transmembrane transport. The coding region runs from base 91 to 4623 and encodes 1510 amino acids. Gene Ontology annotation, molecular function: ATP hydrolysis activity; ATP binding; lipid carrier activity.
GCAGAUCGUUCCAUUCCAUGUUCUGACUGAUCGGUGCUUGCUCCCUGUUUCGAACCAUCAUCUGACCAUCAGUCUCUUCAAAACAAAGACAUGGGAUGCCUAAAACAGAUCCGGAUUAUGCUCUGGAAAAACAUUUGGAUUCAAACCAUUCUGCGUCACCCGUGCCUAACUGCUGUGGAGAUCGUCUUUGCGUUUCUGUUUACGAUCGCGCUUCUAAACGCUGCCUACUUGCCAGACACUGGAGGGGCAUCCUACGUUCCUGCAAAGGUUCAUCCGCCUGUGGUUCCCCCAGUGCUUGCGAAAUUGAGGCUGGUGUACGGACCGUCGUCUCCAUAUGCUGCUUUUAUGGUAUCGAAUGCGUUUCCAGAUUUGGAGGAUCCUACACAGAUCCCGCCUGACCCGAAGAAGUCACGACCAUUUGUGGAGCUCGGCGAAAUGAGCGAGGUGCAAGAGAAUUGCCAAACGAACGACUAUUGCGUGUUCCUACAUUCAGAUGGAUCCAACACGAACGACCUGAACUACAGUGUCGUGGUUCACGUUAACAUGACGGAUGACCUCGGCGUAUUCAGACAGUCGUACUACGAACCGGUGUCACCCGCACUUCCAAUGAUCGUCUCUCUUCAGGCGCAGAUUGAACGGGCUCACUUGAAAUGGGUUGAACGAAACGUGGCUCCGUCAGCGCUAAGCGACCAGGUCCUAACCAGGCACGUACCUAUGCCAACAUUAGUAGAUGCUCCACGUCUCUUUUACCGCUUCAGCACGUUCAUUCUUUUGGCGCUGGUGUUCGUGGUGCCCUUCUGCAUGCAAGUCAGCAUUAUAGUUACGGAAACAGGAUCUGGCAUAAAGGAAAUGCUGAAAUUAAUGGGUCUACAUGAGUGCAUCUACUGGAUCGCCCACUUGUGCACUCAACUUUUGAUUACCACAUUCUGCUCUCUGCUCAUAUCGUUAAUUCUGGUGUAUGUGAGAUUUGGGAGUGAGAACCAACAGUACCUCUCGGAUGCCGAUUUCCGGCUCGUUAUGUUUACGAUGCUCAUGUUUUGCUUCCACGUGGGAAUGCACACGCUGCUGGUAUCCUGCAUGUUCCAGAGGUCGAACGUUGGUGUAACGUUCUCCAUCCUGUACUGGGUUGUGCUGUCAUUCUACCCCGUGAUUGAAAUCGGAUCAGACCUAUCUUCUUUUUACUUCGCUUCGGUUGGGAAGAAGCUGCUGCUGUGUAUCACUCCUGUUGCAGCAACGCAUUGGACAUUGUGGAACAUCGGAUUGUACAGUGACCUAACAGGUACUCCGACAUGGUCUAUUGUAACAAGACAUGUGACACCGCACGAUAACAUCACCAUAUCAGAAAUGUGGACAGUCAUGGUCCUUUCCUGGUUCGCUAUUGCCAUUCUUGUGUGGUACCUGACCCGCGUGCUGCCGUGGGUCACUGGAAUUCCACAACCAUUCUAUUUUCCCGUACUGCCUUCGUACUGGGUGGAAAAGACAGUGACUGUUUCCAAAGCCCCUGCCCAUCGUGCUCCUGAACUGGAAGCUGGUUUCGAAGCUGAACCGACCGCGGAGGCUGUCAUCUCAAUCGUAGGACUGCGAAAAAACUUCGGAAGCAAUGUAGCGUUGGACGGCAUCGACAUAAAAUUUUACGCAGGAGAAAUCACUGUCCUGCUUGGACAUAACGGUGCGGGGAAAACCACCAUGAUUAAUAUAUUGACAGGUAUCUUGUCGCCAACUGAAGGCACGGCCAUUAUCUGUGGUUACGACAUCCUCAAAAACACUACGAAGGCUCGAAAGAACAUCACCUUGUGCCCACAGUUUGACGUCUUUUUUCCUGACUUAACGGUAGAGGAGCACCUCACUUUUUUCGGCACGAUGAGAGGUUUAACACGAACAUCACUGGCGGAAAGAAUGGCCAGCGUCCUGCAAACGGUUAGACUUUCAGCUAAGAUUGGCGACCUCUCGGAUUCGUUAUCGGGAGGCAUGAAAAGAAGACUCAGCAUUGCCAUUGCCAUAGUUUCCAACCCAAAGGUUCUAAUUUUAGACGAGCCAACAUCGGGUAUUGACCCCGAGACGAGACGGGAACUCUGGGAUUUAUUCUUCAGUCUACGUAAGCAAUGUAGCAUUGUGUUGUCCACUCACGACAUGGAAGAGGCGGACGUGUUGGGUGACCGGAUCGCCAUUAUGGCGGAGGGAAGUGUACACUGCUGGGGAACACCCAAUUUCUUGAAGAAAGCUUUCGGCACAGGGUAUCAGGUGCACUUACAAAAAGCGGCCAACUUCAAUAUAAAUGGCACACUAACAAUCCUCAGGCAAACUGCACCCAACGCUGAAGUAGCGGACGAUGGUUUGACGGAGGUUCGUAUUUCGCUACAAGUGACGGAUCCAACCGGCUUCGAGACAAUGUUCCAAACGUUGGAGUCGCAACGAGCGGCAUUGGGGAUUGCGAGCGUCGGAGUUACUGUGUCAACUAUGGAAGAUGUCUACAUCAAGAUAACAGCUUGGUGGAAUCCUUUCUACGAUCUCAGCGUGUCGCUGUCUUUGAGCCUUGCCAACACUGCGCUACUUGGUCAGAUGACGGGGGACGUACGGGCCCGCAUGGUGCUUACCGUGGUGCAAGACUCUAAAAAUUACAGCUACGGCAACAAUUCCGUCGCACAAAAGCAAGAGCAGUUGCUGGACUCUUUCGUUGGUGGAGCCAUAAACCAAAUGCUGAGAGCUGUCUUCAUCCCACUUGCGCUGGCCUUCACGGUGGCGGUUACAUCACUGUACGUCGUCAUGGAGCGAAUGAAUAACAGCAUGGCUGUGCAACUCAUGACCGGCACUCAACCUGCCCUGUUGUACUCGUCCAAUCUCAUCUUUGACUCUGUGGGCUUUGCACUAACGUGGAUCCUGAUAGGUGUCCUUUACACCACGUACUACGAGGUGCUUCUGUCUACGGUAGGUGCUGCUGUGGUUGCGUUCUUUGUCAUUGCUGCAAUGACAAGUAGCCUGUCAUAUUGCAUUUCGCACUUCGUCGAUAGCCAAGGAAAAGCGUUCACUGUGGAGCUGUUGCUGUUUUCAGUUGGAGGUACCAUCAUUCUGGCUUUCGCGGCGUUCAUCUGGGUUGUGGGACUGAUCUCCUUCGCACUCUCCCAUAGCAGUAGUUGGGUUACAGUCGUUAUCGAAGCAAUGAUGAUCAUGCCCCCAUGCUGCGCUCCCUACACCCUGAUCAGACUACUUCGAAUCGAUUCUCAAAAUCAAAUCUGCCACAAGUAUAGCGAUAUAGUUUUCGAAGACUACGCCGAGGCCGGCCUUUCCGACAUGUGCAUACUUUAUGAAGCUUUUGGAUUGGAUUACUGUUGCGAACAGUACAUGAAGGGAAAAAGGGGCAAUGAAAUCAUCUUAAACCCAUUAGCACUGAGUAAGCAUGGAAUUGGUUACCAGCUGUGCGUGAUGGUCGUAGAAGCAGUGAUCUUCUUUCUCGUCAUCUGCUAUCUCGACUCCUCGACGUCCACCUGGAAUGCGGAGAGCGAUGGGCUUCCAUCGGCCGACAGCGACGUUGAGCAAGAGCGAAAUCUUGUCCGUUCCAUCUGUGCCACCAACACCUGGUCGCAGUACACUCUCGUUGUGCGAGGACUGAAGAAAGUCUUCAAUAAUCUCAUCGCUGUGAACGGCAUUUCGUUCACGGUGCGCCCUAAGGAGUGUUUCGGAUUGCUCGGCGUCAACGGGGCGGGGAAGACGACCACGUUUCAGAUGCUCACGGGUCUUCUUCCUCCUACGGCCGGAGAAGGGUACAUGGGUAACACCAUCAUGAGGGGUAAUAUAAGCCUGUGGCAAUCGAAGAUUGGAUAUUGCAUGCAGAGCGGCGGAAUUAUUGGACAGUUGACUGCAUACGAGUCCCUGUACCUGAUGGCUCGUUUAAGAGGUGUACGGGAAAAGGAAAUAAAACCUCUCGUUAACAGCAUGGUCAAGCUUGUAGACCUCACUAUGUAUGCCAGCAGAGUGUCAGACGACUACAGCGGUGGAAACAAGCGGAAGCUAUGCGUAGCGGUGGCCAUGAUUGCACUUCCCGAGCUGACAUUUCUGGAUGAACCGAGUGCAGGGGUAGAUGUGGUCGCAAGAAGGAAGAUAUUCAACAGCAUCAAAGUUAUUAGAGUCACUUCGGGAGUCUCGAUCGUCCUCACGUCGCACAGCAUGGACGAAUGCGAGGCUGCCUGCGACCGCAUCGCCAUAAUGGUUUCUGGCAGACUUCAUUGCCUGGGGCCACUUCAGCACCUGAAGCAGAAGCUCGGCAAAGGUUACACGCUGACGAUUAAAAUGGCCGUGAAAGACGAUAUCCUUCGAGCUCAUUUCGAGGCAGCAAUCAGUGAAGUCUUUCCUGGCAUCUCGCUCACAGAUUAUCACCAGGGAUUGUACGAGUUCCAAUUGCAAGAAAUGCUGCCAUGGAGCGAAAUGUUCCGAAGAAUAGCCAUACUGCGAGCACAGUUCCAGUUGGAAAGCUGUUUGGCGUCGGACACAACUCUCGAGAAAAUUUUCAUCAGCCUCGCGAGACGACAGUUGUACGGACAACAGGUCAAUCCUGUUGCCCCUGCUCCCCAGCAGGCAUACGUUGCCGCUCCGAUGGGUUAUAUGCCUCCGGAAACUUUCAAGAUAUGAAUGUUUUGCUCACUGUCGUGAAACGAAAUACAUGCUUCGUAGCAUGGGGGAUGUG